CAGAUAGCAAGUUGCCACUGUCUUCUAGAAAUGAUGUACUAUUACUCAACAUUAGCACAAUGAAGGAAUGUCAUCUACCUAUUGGAAAAAGAGUUUUGGUAAAAUCAGCACGAACACAUGCAAAGAUUGUGUGCAUGGUAUGGCCCUCAUCAGGAGUUUCACCUGAGGGUGCAGCUUUAACACCACUGUCUCUUGUGAAUAGCCAAGUUUCAGCUGGUGAUAUUGUCACUGUCGGUACUAUAGCAAGCCUCUGUCUGCAUGCUGCAAGGGUGGAACUUGAGCUUUGGUAAGCUGUGGAUUGUUUUGUUUCUGAUGAAACUGUGAUAAUGACCAUGAACCUGAAGUCUCUGUGGAGGCGUGGUGGCCUCAUGGUUAGUGUGCUCGCCUCUGGAUUGAGUGGUUUGGGUU
Molecule: messenger RNA, 408 nt
Organism: Orbicella faveolata
Lineage: Eukaryota; Metazoa; Cnidaria; Anthozoa; Scleractinia; Merulinidae
Product: ATPase family gene 2 protein homolog A-like
Cellular component (GO): cytoplasm
Molecular function (GO): ATP binding; ATP hydrolysis activity
Source: RefSeq, a predicted model, not a curated record